GACAACCUGAAGCGUGUGUUUUAGAUUGUCUUCCUUGUGUUGUUAGUUUGCUUAUAUCGUGUUAAAAGUUACACUUGCAUCAUCAAAAUUCGCCAUGGCUAUCUUUGUAUGGUUGACAUCACUGGUAGCAGUUAUGGUUCUGCAGUCUGCUAAUAAUCCAGAGGAUAAAAUUAGCAUAGAACCAGUAUUCACCUUCGACCCCGCUGACCUAGAAUUUAUAGAUUACGAGAAUAUGACUUUUGGAUGCCCUUAUACUUGUCAGGAGAUCAUAAUGAGUGUUCUGAUUGGUGCAUUGUUCCUUGCAGCUGUCUAUCAACACAAACUACUCAAGAGAGAAAUUAAAGAAAUGAAAACAGUUUUCGGCCAAUGUAUUAAAAGUGAUAAAGAAAUGUCUGAUGUUUCAAACUUUUACUCAGACACAGAAUGCCUAAUUAAAGAUAUGAAAAGAAAGUCGAAGGCUAUGGAGAAGAGAUACAACAAGAUUGAAGAAAUCAUUCCUGGAAAGGGGGAUCUAGAACUAAUUAAAGACGAUGUAGACUAUCUCAAAGACAGUUGGUCCAAUCAAUACACGACUUUCAACUUGCUGGACAUAAAUUUGAAAGUACAGGCCAAUAGCGAAAAAUUAAAAGUCCAGUUGGCUGAAAUUCGGGGACGUUUUGAUCAAUAA
This is a messenger RNA of Mytilus trossulus (common blue mussel), 667 nucleotides long. RefSeq lists its product as uncharacterized. The coding region runs from base 95 to 667 and encodes 190 amino acids. The record is from RefSeq and is a predicted model, not a curated record. Lineage: Eukaryota; Metazoa; Mollusca; Bivalvia; Mytilida; Mytilidae. The transcript is spliced from 6 exons.